Molecule: messenger RNA, 1462 nt
Organism: Cuscuta europaea
Lineage: Eukaryota; Viridiplantae; Streptophyta; Magnoliopsida; Solanales; Convolvulaceae
Source: the annotation of a GenBank genome assembly
UUUGUGCAGGUGUGAUUCCUUCUGCUGAGGCCAAGCGCCCCACACCAUCCUCCACCUCAGCGGUCCCCAUUAGAAAGGUGAAGGAAAAGCUGACCGUUGAGGCUGGGAAGUUGGUUCCACGGACUGGUUCUCCCAUUCGGGGUGAUAAUGAGCAAGCCCGGAAGAGGUGCCGGACUGAUAGCGGCAGCCAGCUGAUCCUGAUCGAUCAUGUGGUUGACUUGACCGGUCUGGAGCCUCAGCCCAAGAAGUCUACUCCCCUGCUUACUAAGUCAGGGGAUUCGACUCUCGCUGAGAUGUCGAGCGAUGAUCGGAUGAUCGUGGAGAUUUCCAACAUGGGGCCUCACGUAGAAGGGAGGUACCUGUUCGGGCAAACACCAGCCUCCAUUGGUGCAGCACGUCUCUGAAGGCUUCCCCGAGCCUCACGAACUUGACUCACUGGUCUGACGUGGUCGAGGCAGGUCACCUUGAGGCCAUUAAGGCUGAAGUCUAUUACCACCCGGCUUUCCUGGCUACCGAGCGGGAGAUGAUGUUUCUAGCCCGUGAUCGGGAUGAGAGCCAAACCCUCCUUGUUGCUGCACAUAAGCUGAUUGCGGACCUGCAGGAUCGUGCCAGUAAGGGUGAAAAAGUGAUGGCCGAGCUGGCUGAAGCGGAGGACAGGGUCCGUCGUCGCGAUCGGACUAUCAGCGAUCUUAGGGCCAAGAUGAAAGUGGCCGAAAGUGCUAGAGUAAAAUUUUAGAAGGCAGAGGGAGAAAACCCCCCCGCUCCUUAUAUUGCCAAUAUCUCCAAGAUCACCAAUCAAGCGGUGAUUGACUUCCAAAGGGGAAAAGGAUUGAGCGUUGCCCCGGAAGAGACUGCCCUGCAAUUUUUGGGGGCUCAUGUUGGCCAGCAACUUCGUGCUAGUGAGGAUCCUUUGGCGGCUGGAAUCAAGCUUAUGGACGAGGCGCCAGAAGGGAUGACCUUCAUAGAUGCUUUGGCUAAGGACACGUUGGUCAAGAGCCAAGAUCUACUUAUCGAUAGAAAUCUUGAUCUGAUCAUGGAGCACUUCCCCAAGCCGUUCGACCCUGAUGAGGCUGAUUUUGAUGAUUUAUUCGGGAAUGCUUAUGAUCGGGUCAUGAAGAAGAGGAACAAGGCAGCAUCUAAGGAUUCUGCUAAUCCUGGCAGUUCAUAGCCUGCAUCUUCCACGGUCAGGGACCUUCCAGUAGAAUAGCUUGGUAUCUUUUCUUCUUUUUUGACUUAUUCUUUCCCUUUCUUGUAUUUCCCGGCCGGUAGUGUCGAAGACUAAAGAUUAUUGCCCCGAUCGUGCAAGUUACUGGACCGAUAUUUUCUUUACCGAUUCGUCAUCUUCCAAACCCAUAGUUCCGAUGCCCCGUUCGGUUUUCUCCGAUCCGGAUUAUCCAUACUAAGGCUUUGAGAUGUCCAUUUUCAAACUAUAAGUAAGAUCCCCUAUUUGGGUCAUUUCCUA